AUGAUCUAUCUAUCUAUCUAUCUAUCUAUCUAUCUAUCUAUCUAUCUAUCUAUCUAUCGUCAUCCACAAACAGACUGUUUCGCGAUUCAUGCUCAUUGUUAUUCUUACGACUCUCUCUUGGUUUGGUCUUCCCUUUCGGGUCUUUUAUUCCAUAGACAGACCUCCCCUGUACAUCUUAAUUGGUUUAAUCUAUUUCUCUCGUUUCAUCUAUCUAUCUAUCUAUCUAUCUAUCUAUCUAUCUAUCUAUCUAUCUAUCUAUCUAUCAUGAUUUGUGGUCAAUCACAAAAUGUAUCGUAUAUAAAAUCUAUCUAUCUAUCUAUCUAUCUAUCUAUCUAUCUAUCUAUCUAUCUAUCAUUUCUAUUUAUUCAAUUUAUAUAUCGAUCUAGCAUUUCUCUUUAUUCAAUCGAUGUAUUGAUCUAUCAUUUCGCUUUAUCUAUCUAUCUAUCUAUCUAUCUAUCUAUCUAUCUAUCUAUCUAUCUAUCUAUCUAUCUGUUUCCCUUUAUUUUAUCUAGCUGUUUGUCUAUCUAUCUAUCUAUCUAUCUAUCUAUCUAUCUCUUUCUCUUUAUUUCAUUUCUAUCUAUCUAUCUAUCUAUCUUAUAUAUAAUAUUUUAA
Acanthosepion pharaonis is the source of this 612-nucleotide messenger RNA. The record is from the annotation of a GenBank genome assembly. NCBI's taxonomy places the organism in Eukaryota, Metazoa, Mollusca, Cephalopoda, Sepiida, Sepiidae.